CCUAAAUAUGUAAAUAUAGUAAAGCGUAAAUACGUAUUUUCUCCAUCUCUAUCUCCAAGUCCGAGCUCUACCCCGCCUGGCUCAGUUUCUGUAAAGUGACAACCAAGUAAAAGUGUGUCCAGCCGGGCAACUCCGAUGCCCCAGGGGACCGCGCCAGGCACCCAGGAACAUAGGACAGCUAAGUGCCCCAGGGUGGCAGGCGGAGGUGGGGGCGCGAGGGGCUCCAGAGCCGGCUGCACCUUCGGGGGGCCGGGACCCCCGCCUGGCGCCCGCCCAUCCGUCUCCAGACAUCGGGCGCUCGGCGCCCCCUCCGCCGGGGUCCUGCCAAGAAUCCUUGGCGGAGGAGGGAUGCCCAGUGGCCUUCUGGCAGGUCUGGACGAGCCCCGCCUGGGCCCAAGUGUGCAGAGGAUGGAAACACUCCCCCGGCAAUGUCUCUGGGCCGCCUCCUUCGCCGGGCCUCCUCCAGAGCCUCGGACCUCCUGACCCUCACCCCGGCUGGCAGUGGCGGGCCCCCCUCCGUCCUGGAUGGGGAGAUCAUCUACUCCAAGAACAAUGUCUGCGUGCACCCGCCCGAGGGGCUGCAGGGGCUGGGGGAGCACCACCCAGGCUACCUGUGCUUGUACAUGGAGAAGGACGAGCUGCUGGGGGCCACCCUCAUCCUCGCGUGGGUGCCCAACUCUCGGAUCCAGAGACAGGAUGAGGAGGCUCUGCGUUACGUCACCCCCGAGAGCUCCCCUGUGCGCAGGGCACCCCGCCCACGGGCCCGCCGCACACAGAGCUCGGGGACCCCCCACCAGCCCUCCCCCACGGAGCCAAGGCCCACCCUGAUCCCCAGAGAUGAGGACAUCCUGGUGGUGGCCCAGAGCCUCCGGGACACCGUGCAUAUCAGCCCUUCCCUGGAGGAUGGAGAGAAGCUGGCCCAGGGCCUGGGGAUGGAUGGCCCCCUCGCGGCCUCGCAGCCAGCCCACAGUGACUCUGGGAUCUUGUCCACCAUCAGUUCGCAGGAUGGGACCGAGGAGGGGAGGGAGCUGCGGCCCGAGGCGGGCGAGGAGGAGGGCUCCUUGGAGUUGUCAGCCGACGGUGUGAGCAGGGACAGCUCCUUCGACUCGGAUUCUGACGCCUUCUCUUCGCCCUUCUGCCUCUCGCCCAUCAGCGCCGCCCUUGCGGAGAGCAGCGGCUCUGUGUUCCUGGAGAGCGAGAGCAGCAGCUCCCCCUCCAGCGCGGACGCCCACCUGCGCUUCUCGGACAGUGACGGCCUCCUGCAGACCCCGCGCUGGGACGAGCCACAGCGGGCGUGUGCCCUGGAGCAGAUCUGUGGCGUGUUCCGUGUGGACCUGGGGCACAUGCGCUCCCUCCGCCUGUUUUUCAGCGACGAGGCCUGCACCAGUGGCCAGCUGGUGGUCGCCAGCCAGGAGAGCCAGUACAAGGUUUUCCACUUCCACCACGGGGGCCUGGACAAGCUGUCGGACGUGUUUCAACAGUGGAAAUACUGCGCCGAGACGCACCUCAAAGACCAGCAGGUCGCCGACGAAAAGACGUGCAUGCGGUUCUCCAUCCGUCGGCCCAAACUGCCCUCGUCCGAGACGCACCCCGAGGAGAGCAUGUACAAGAGGCUGGACGUCUCCGCCUGGCUGCGCCACCUGAACGAGCUGGGCCAGGUGGAAGAGGAGUACAAGCUGCGCAAGGCCAUUUUCUUCGGCGGCAUUGAUGUGUCAAUCCGGGGGGAGGUCUGGCCCUUCCUGCUGCGUUAUUACAGCCACGAGUCCACGUCGGAGGAGAGGGAGGCCCUGCGGGUGCAGAAGCGGAAGGAGUACGCGGAGAUCCAGCAGAAAAGGCUCUCCAUGACUCCCGAAGAGCACAGAGCCUUCUGGCGCAAUGUGCAGUUCACCGUGGACAAGGAUGUGGUUCGCACAGAUCGGAGCAACCAGUUCUUCCGAGGCGAAGGCAAUCCCAACGUGGAGAGCAUGAGGAGGAUCCUGCUGAACUACGCCGUGUACAACCCGGCCAUCGGCUACUCCCAGGGCAUGUCGGACCUGGUGGCACCCAUCUUGGCCGAGGUCCUGGACGAAUCAGACACCUUCUGGUGCUUUGUGGGUUUGAUGCAGAAUACCAUCUUCGUCAGCUCUCCUCGGGACGAGGACAUGGAGAAACAGCUGCUGUACCUGCGGGAGCUGCUUCGGCUGACGCACCUACGCUUCUACCAGCACCUGGUCUCGCUGGGGGAGGACGGCCUGCAGAUGCUCUUCUGCCACCGCUGGCUCCUGCUGUGCUUUAAACGGGAGUUCCCUGAGGCCGAGGCGCUGCGAAUCUGGGAGGCCUGCUGGGCCCACUACCAGACAGAUUACUUCCAUCUUUUCAUCUGUGUGGCCAUCGUGGCCAUCUACGGGGACGAUGUCAUUGAGCAGCAGCUGGCCACCGACCAGAUGCUCCUGCACUUUGGAAACCUGGCCAUGCACAUGAACGGGAAGCUCGUUCUCAGGAAGGCCAGGAGUUUGCUGCAUCAGUUUCGUCUCCUGCCUCGAAUCCCGUGCAGCCUGCACGACUUGUGUAAGCUGUGUGGGACCGGUAUGUGGGACAGUGGUUACAUACCCGCUGUAGAGUGUACAGGCCACCACCCAGGGUCAGAGAGCUGUCCUUACGGGGGCACAGUGGAGAUGCCUUCACCCAAGCCCCCCAGAGAGGGCAAGAAGGGCCCAAAGACACCUCGGGACGGCUUCAGUUUCCGUAGAUAGGUUGGGCUCCCUGCGCUGGACGAGGGUCGAGGGGACCUCGCUGGAGGUCCUGAGCAUGUUGGGGGGGGGGUGGGGAUGGGCAUGGAAGGGACAGGGGAUGGUAGAAACGUAAGGAAAAUGCCUUUGGGCACCAUGAAGGGUAGCUUUUCAUAUUAACGACAAAAAGAGAGUCCGGAAGUGACAGAAGUGAAACCCGCAAGCCACCCAGAGAAAAGCCAGCUCCUGAAACAGGCACCAAAACACACGGCCACUCCACCUGGGGACCAGGCUGGCUGGGUCUCUCGUGGCCUGCCUUUGAUGGCUCUCCACACAUCCCAGGAACUCCUCCAGCGUCAUUAGCACUGAACAGAGAAGCUGGGGGCUUUUCACCCUUUCCGUGUAAACAUUUUAUACUGCUGGUGAGUGAAGGAAAGUGCCUGCACAUGAACCUGAGCCACAGGCUGUUGCAACAGUAUCGGAUUCCUGUCCUUUAGUUGGGGAAUUUCUAUGUGAGGUUCUUCGGUAUUGUUUAAAGUCAACCACACUAAAUACAGCAACCAGCUGGGGGCUGGGUGGGUCGAGGGAUGUGUGCACGUGCACACACACAAUCCUCUGGAGAGAGUCUGCAGGGUUGAAGGAAGUGAUAGUGUAUUAACUGACCAACCAGGACAAAGGCACCCACAAGCAGGUAGAAGGACCCCCGUGUCCUGCAGUGUCGGCCGUCUCCUGUCAACGUGGGUCUUCUAUAAAUCAGCUUCUCAGGGGGCUGGAUGUAAGAGUGACCACAGGUCGGUAGCCAGCACUCAGGGCGCCUUCUGCUUUCUGUGUGGGAACCGGCUCUUCCCAACACGCUCUCCUUCCCCCAAAAGAUUGAUGUAAGCCAUUUGCACAGAAAGCUGCUUUUUGCACUGGUGGGAGCAAGGAGACUUGAAUCCUCCUGCACCUCCUUGUGGGGAGAAAAGUCCUUGAAGUGCUGAGAGCACCGUGGACACAGCCCUGACUGAGGCGUCUUCCUGCUGAGCUUUUCUCUGGAGAAUGAACGCUGCUGGAUGGGGCCACUCUAAAAAGAAGCUUAUCAACAGGAAAGAGGAAGUCCACGGCCUCCUCCCUCAGCUUCUCUUCUCUCCAUGAGCCCCAGUCCUCCAGCAGGCAAAGAGACUAAGGCUGGUGCUUCCCGGUCCCUCUGUCCAAAAGCCUUUUGGGGAGCCCAUCCUGGAGCCCAUCAGUGCUCAGCUCUUGAGGUCCUGACCGCUACAGUCCAGUGGCAGGGUCCAGGCUGGUUGGGGGUGCGCUUCUCCUCUGCUCUGCUUCUGGGAAAGGAGGAUUGCCUUUCUGUGUUGGCUCCUGAUCUGUUAUGGAAAUGGCUUGAGUUAGCCAGGCCAUAUGCACCCCAUCCUCUAGAAACCACACCCCCAUGAACAGACGUAUCAGUUAUCCAUCGCCGCAGUAAUGCCACAUAACAAAAAGCCCCCAAACCUAGUAGUCUCAAACAGCACGUGCUUCUCUGGCGCAUGAGUCUGCGGCUCAGCAGUUUAGGCAGGGUGGUUCCACUCUUGAUUGGGCUUGCUCCUCUCUCUGGGCUCAGCUCGCUGCUAAGGCCCAGUGGGGUGCUCACCUGUGUUGAGGUCAGCCUUGGUACCGCCCUGUGUUCUUCGCAUCCCUCCUGCGGGCUGCUCCCGGCCCAGGCAAAGGUGCAGGAGCAGAAGUGCACAGGCGCCUUUCCAAGCCUUGGUGGACGCCACCCCUGCCAUCAUUCUGGUGGCCAAAGCAGUCGCAUGGCCAACUCGGCAUCGAGGGGCAGGGAAGUGGACCCUCCCCUGCAGUGACAGGAGCUGCACAGUGGCCGGUGAGGGCCCGGCAUUCAGGGAGGGGUGAGGACCUGGUUGGUACAGUCUGCAACUUCCACCGGGGAUCUUGGUCCAAAUAACAUCCUUCUCUCACCCUCUCAAGCAGCAGAGCAUCCACGCAUUAUCACUGCAAUUCCUUGUGCCUUUGGGCUGCCGUUGCCGGGGGGGUGGGGGGGGUGUCCCAGGGAUCCUCUCACUUUGGAGGGUCCUGGGGCAUAGCAUUCAUUCUGGAUCCCCCAGUCCCACAGCCACCCAAGACCCCGUUCCAAGUGCCCCCCCCCCCCCCCCCGCUUCACUCUCCCACCUUGCACCCCUGUGGGCUGGGCUGGGCCCCCGUGAGAUCUGUGCCUCUCGGAGCAGCCAGCAUCUUGGAACCCGAAGGACCCGCUGCUCUGGAGGGCAUGGAGAAGGCCCGCCCCUUGCACGGCUCCCUUAAUCUGGAUGCAAUUAGAGGAAACCAGCCAAAAACCCUGCGGCAGCUGUUGCCCCAGGAUUAUUCCCAGCCAGCAAAAGGCAUUAGGGUGAUAAUUCAGUCAUUAGACGUGGAGCCUGCCCACCGCCAGGGCGUGCAGAUGUGGGGCAGUCAGCCUGGCGCGGCCGUCCUCCGUGAUGCUGCUCAUUUAACCCAUUUUUUAAAAUGACACAUAAUGUUAUUGGCCGGUGUGCGUGUGCACGCAUACUUAAAAGUUUCUCCCCCCCGCUGCUCUCUGUGCUGCUGUUACACGGUGUCGUUGGAGCCUCUGGGGAGAGGGCACUUGUGAUGCGUAGGUGCUGGCACGGAAGAGGCAGCACGGAGGGGGCUCGCCGGCCCAGCGGGGCCCGGGAGGGCAGGGGACGCACAAGCUGGGGACACGGUGGGCUUGGGGUCUGGUUAGGUGCAGAGGGGAGCAGUGUGCUCUUCCAGAAGGUUCCAACUCAGGUCCGAGCCAGGAAGACUUGGAACUCACAAGUCUUGGGAAUCAGUGUCCCUGAGCCAAUUCGAGAGGGAGGGGUGGAUGGGCAGGGUGGGAGGAGCCCCGCCCGCCUCUGCAGAGGAGGAGAGUCUGCAGUGCUGAGGGCAUGGCUCCAUCAGCAGCUCGGUCUGGGCGCAUCAGCAGGCAGCACCAUGUUGUCCUUUGAGUUUUCCCUAAGAGCCCCGCCUGAACCGCGCUGGCGGCAGGAGCUGAACAGGAUAAAGAUGCUGGUCCUGAAACUGGGGUUCCCCCUGGGCUAAGAGGCAGUAGCUGGCAGAGGUCCCCCAUCUCCGACCUUGGAUGGGUGGACAUAGGAAAUGGGGCAAAGACGGUGGACUAUGGUAGGGGCCUCAGGCUCUCCCCUCGGCUUUUGUGAGGUCCCUCUGAGCUCUCUUGUCUGUUCUUGUCUGGUAGAAAUAACUUAGCACAACCAGAGGCACCCACAUCUAGAAUAUACAACUAUGUACUGGGGGGCUUUGGAGAGAAGAAAAGAAAAAAGAAGAUUGGCAACAGUUGUUAGCUCAGGUGCCAAUCUUUAAAAAAAAAAAAAGAACGAACUUGGAGGGGGCAGCCCCCAGGGUGAUGAAAAUCUGCUCAUGCCUGUGCCCUGCCUCUCAGAAAGCCUCCAGCUUCCAUCCCGCCACCUCUCCCCCCACAGGGAGGCUGGAAGGCGUCAGGGACAGCUGGGUUCACCGAGCAAAGGGAAGGAAGCCUCUUCCCAUCUGUGCCCAGCAGAGGCUCCUGAAGGCCACGCUGCCCCAGAGGAGGGAGGCCCCCCAGGAAAACCACACAUGUGCGGCCUGGCCAGAGGACCCACGACUGGCCUCGAGCCACGAGGGAGCCCACAGGCCUGGCGUGAGGCUGGGCACUUCCCCCAGAGACCCCGGGGAACCAGACAGCCCCGGAUCCCAUUAGCCUGCGUUCCUAAGCCAGGCAGCAGGGCCCUCCUUGCAGUGAAAGCUUUCUGCCCCUUGGUGUCCUUGGCUCAGAGGGAACUGCCCAGAACGAAACAGCUCGUUUCCCCAAAGUUGUGAAGCCUGAGAACAGUGUGUGAAGGGGGAGGACACUCCCCCAGAGUCAGGGGCCUGUUUCUGUCCCACCCUGACCCUCCCGGGUCCCUGGCCCUCCCCAGCCUCCAUUUCCUCGUCCAUGCAAUGAGAAUGACGAUGCCCACCCUGCCCCCCUCAUAGCACGGCGGGGACUUCGUCCAUGUAAAAGCGGAUGUGGGGAUGGUUUACCAAGCCCCAGCGACCUCACCUACCACUCAGGGAAGUGACCACUCACCUUGACCUUGACCUUGGCCUUCAGCAGCCUUGUCUGAGAUGGGGUGUGCUCCAACCUCGAGAGCUCUCCCUGGUUUGAGAGUCAGCAAACCCGCUCCCUUCCACACGGCCACCUAGCUGCGUGUCCCCAGCCAAGGGGGAACCUCUCUGUGCCUCUUCUUUAAGAUUCACCCCAUGCCACCCCACUCCUGCCACCAAGAAGAAUCAGCCAUGAACCAUGACCUCAGCAACCCUGCGAGGUGUGUGUCUGUGUGUACGUGGGCGUGCAAGGCUCUGCCACAGGGCCAUGGUGGUGCCCUUGAGGUCUUACCUCUCAGCUGUGGAAACAGCCAAACUGGCCUCCUGGAUCAGCACCGUGGAGCCCAGGAGGGGGGGGCGUCCCUGGGCCUGUGGGGAGCAGGGCGGGGGUGCAGACAGCCUGCUGUCCUCUGGCCCUUGAAACACGUCGUGCUGAAUUUCUAGGUAGGAAGGUGACAUUUCAGGUUCAAAGAGAGAUCAAGUCACAUGGCCAUCUUCUCUCCAGCACCUUUGGCUUAAAGAGAACAGGUGUUUGUUGUUUAAAGAGAACACAAUGAAAUUUCACCACUACCAAGAGAUUACUGACGUCCAUGGCAAGCAAUUUGUUCUCUGUAUUUUGUUUUGUUUCUUAAGUCGCUUACCCACCAGUCAGGCCCUGCACGUCCUGGACUAGUCGCUGUGACCCCUGCUAGCCGUGGCCCCAACGUGCUUCCGGCUCCCAUGGAUUCCAUCUCAAACGGAAUAAAAUUGUAUUGACAACAAA
Molecule: messenger RNA, 7575 nt
Organism: Equus caballus (horse)
Lineage: Eukaryota; Metazoa; Chordata; Mammalia; Perissodactyla; Equidae
Source: RefSeq, a predicted model, not a curated record